Molecule: messenger RNA, 339 nt
Organism: Durusdinium trenchii
Lineage: Eukaryota; Dinophyceae; Suessiales; Symbiodiniaceae
Source: the annotation of a GenBank genome assembly
AUGACAUUUGUCGGCAAUAGACCUUCUGGACUUCAAUCCUGUCAGGUGCGCCAUGUGCAAACAGAUAUAGAUCGGGAGGGCCUCUACCGCUAUAGACGAGAGAUGGUGGAGGACGUGGAGAAUCGAGGAAAGCGUAUCCAGCAGGCACUCCAUGACUCCGCCCGAGCACGGAAGGAUUUGCAAGGUUGUGUGGAGGCAUUGAGGGAGACCAUGACUGGAGAAGGCAAAAAGAAAAAGGCCAAGGACAAGAACAGGCGUAUGUCUUGGUCAACUGAGCGCUUAGAAGCCAUUCGCAAGAAGCUGGAAGAGUUCAUCCUGACGGGUACGGUGAAGGACUGA